Messenger RNA from Schistocerca gregaria, 4113 nucleotides. RefSeq names its product sister chromatid cohesion protein PDS5 homolog A-like. Gene Ontology annotation, cellular component: nucleus; chromatin. Lineage: Eukaryota; Metazoa; Arthropoda; Insecta; Orthoptera; Acrididae. The record is from RefSeq and is a predicted model, not a curated record. The coding region runs from base 208 to 4113 and encodes 1301 amino acids. The transcript is spliced from 4 exons. Gene Ontology annotation, biological process: DNA repair; mitotic sister chromatid cohesion.
AGGGCGUUUCCCUGGAUUUGCAAUAUGUGUCAAACUGCAAAAACUUUUUUUGGAAGUGCAAACGAUUUGGUUGAGUGAGUGGAAUACAGUUUCUCGGUACAUCGCACCUUAUUCGACAUAUUCGUCUAGGUUUGAAUCUCAUUGGUUUGUUUUUAGAUGAGUGAGUAGAAGAGACGACUCCUUCGAAUUGUACAGCAUUUGGUGUCAAUGAGUCGUUCGCCGCUCGCUAAGCCUGCUCGAUUGGAGUCGCAUGCGGACGAGGUCUCUCUUUCCGGGGAUUUCAUUAGCGCGUCUGAUAAGAGUGAGGAGGAGUUGCUGUGUAAUUUGAGCACGCUUAGUGCUUUUUUGUCGGAGUAUCCGGACGAUGAGGAGGACAAAAGCAAGUUCGACGAGAUUUGUGCGGCGCUGGUGCAGGAGUCGCUUUUGAAGCACAGGAAUGGAGACGUGAGGUUGAUGGCGACGUUGUGUUUGGCGAGCGUUUUUAGGAUAUACGCGCCGAGGGUUCCGUACAUGGAGAGGCAUUUGAAGAGGGUGUUCAAGGCGUUUUUGGAGCAGCUUGCGGGUUUGGAGAAUCCGAAGCAUUCUUGCUUGGCGCAGUUGGAGGUGUUGCUGGAGAGGAUUGCGUCGGUGAAGACAGUGGUGGUGUUUUUGGAUUACAAGGAGUUGAUAGUUAGGUUGUUUAGGUUGAUAUUUCAGGUGGUUCAUUCGGAGCACCCGCAGAUGGUGGUUAUACACAUGAUGGACAUGUUGGUGUCGUGCAUUGAGGAGAGUGAGGUGGUGGGGGUGGAGUUGGUGGAGGUGUUGUUGGAGCAGUUGGUGCCUGGUUCGUUGCAGAGGGAGUUGGGUAGUCAGCAGUCGGACGCGACGGAAGAGGCGUCGAGUCGGGCGUACGGGGUGGGGGGUGAUUGUUCGGCGAGGUUGCUGUCGCAGCAGGUGAUUAGACAGACGAGUCAGAAGUUGGAGUUGCCGAUAUCGAGGUAUUUGAUGGAGGCGGUAUUGGGACGGGGAUGCGGUUCUGAAUUGCAGAGUCGUUAUCACGAGAUAAUUUGGGAGUUGUUUAGCGUGUGUCCGGCGAUGGUGAGUGGGGUGAUUGGGGAGUUGGGGGAGGAGUUGAGGUCGGAGAACGUGGAGUUGAGGGGGAGGGUGGUUGGGUUGCUGUCGAGGAUAUUUGGAGAGCCGGACUCGGAGGCGGACGUGAGGUACUACCAGCUGUUUGAUUUGUUUUUGCAGAGGUAUGAUGACGUGGACAAGGGGGUGAGGAUGGCGAUGGUGGCGUUUGGGAGGAGUUACUUGAUGGGGGCGUUAGGGGAGAGCGGGGUGGCGGCGGUGAACGCGGGAUUGGUGAGGAGGUUGAGGGAUGCGGACGAGGACGUGAGGAGGGCGGCGCUGUCGGCGGUGGGCGAGGUGGCGUUGUCGGAGAGGGGCGCGAUGCGUUUGGAGAAGAAGACGGUGUACCACGCGGUUUUGAGGACGAGGGAUAGAAAGAGUAACAUUCGCCUGGCGGCGUUGAUAGCGGUGGUGAAGAUGAUGACGUUCGCGGAGGUGGAGAUGGUGAAGUUGAGGGCGAGGUGCGAUUUGGGGGCGAGUGAGAAGUCGCACGUACGUGCGAAGUUAGAGCGUUGGAAAAGUUUGUAUGCGGUGUAUGAGCAGGUUCCGUCGAGUUUGAUGUUGUGCUACGCGACGGGGACGGUGACGGACCAGGUGUCGUCGGAGGAGUUGUUCUUCAAGUUGAUGAGUGCGUACGCGGAGAUGUACGAGGGUGUGCCGAGGUACAAGUUGCUCGCGCUGAGGUUGGUGCAGAUAUUGUCGGGGUUCGAAGAGGGGGCGAGAAGGUGCUUUGAGAAGUGGGUGAGUGACAAGUUGGCGCUUCGCAGGGAUUUUUUGAGGUGGAUGAUGGGGUCGGGGGUUGAUUUGUCGCUGCAGAUAUCGGCUCGCAUUCCGAGGUGUGGGAGUGCGAAUAGUCACGAGUUGUUGAAGAGGUUUGCGAGUCAGUGCGACGACACGUUGAAGAGGCUUUUGAAGACGGUUGCGACGCCGGGGGAGUCUGGUUCGUCGGUAGAGGGGGCGAUGGGGCGGCUGCAGAGGAGAAUGGAGAGCGCUCAGGGGUGGCGUUCGAGCAAGGUGUGGGCGGCAUACAAGGAUUUGCUUUGUGUAUUGGUUCAGCGGUUGUCGUUUCCGUUUUUGAGCGAGGAGGGCGUGGGUAGCAUUGCGAGGUGGGCGAGACAGAGGGGGGAGUGCGAGGAUGAGGUGGACAGGGUGGUGAGGAGGGUGGUGAGAGGGGGGUUGGGCGGGUCGAGGUCUAGAGGUGGGAGCGACCCGGCGGUGUAUUUGGUGAAUGUGGAGGUGGGGAGGGAGCGGGUGGUGGGGGCGAUGACGCAGAUUCUCUGCCACGCGUCGUCGUGUGUUCCUGGGUAUUUUUCGAGGUGGAUGGGGGAGGUGGUGGGGCUCUUGGAGUCGCCGGAGCCGGCGGUGGUGGACGCGGGGGUGAGGGUUGUGGAGACGUUGUUGACGUCGGGGGGCGUGCGCCGAACGAGGGCCGUGUGGGAGGUGGUGAGGGGGCCGUUGAGUCGUGUGUUGGAGGAGGGGAGUCCGAGUCAGGCGGCGCGCGCGGCGAGGGGUUUGUCGAGUUUGUUGGGUGAGGUGGACGCGUCGGAGUUGUCGAGGAUAGUGAGGGAGCUGGUGGAGGGGGUCGCGGUGCGGGAGGAGAGGGAGAUGGGUCGGAGGUCGCAGGCGUGCGGGUUUGCGGCGCUGGCUGAGUUGUGCGGGUGCGGGGUGUCUGAGGAGGAGGGUGGUGAUUUGUGUCGGUAUGUGUUGGACGUGUUGUUACCGUUUGAAGGAGCGAGGAAGCGGGAGAAAGUGAGCGGGUUGGCGAUGAGCAAGUCGGAGGGGAUUGCGUUCGUUGCGUCGUUCCUGCUGAGGGCUGACGCGGGAGGGGGUCGCGCAGCGGAGCUGGAGCGGUUCUUGGACCGGCUGUUCUCGGUGUUGGAGGAGCCCGGUGUGGACGCGGACACGCGAUACGUCCUAGCGGCGUCGGUGUCGACGGUGAUGAGGUUGGCGGCGUCGUGUACGAUAUCGGUGCAGCGUCUGCAGAAGUUGGCUCAGUUGGCGCGUCGGUCGCCGGAGAUGGUGAGGAAUUCGAUGAGGGCGUCCUUGUUUAGGGGGUUGAUGGAUUUGGGGGCGCUCCCGACGCGGUACCUCGCGUUGUAUCCGUUUUUCCUGCGGGCGGAGAAGCGGAGCGAGGUGCGAAGGGAGUUCCAGAGUUGCGUGUCGGUCCGUCGUCGAUUCAUGAUGAGGAAGGCGGCUGACAUAGCGUCCUCGACGAGGUCCAGGGUGGUGGUCGGAGGUGGGCAGGGUGAGGAGAUGCCGGCGAUCGAUUUGGAUGCAUCGAAGGUGUUUUGUCUGAUCAUUCCCGAAUACGCGCUUCCGUGGCUCAUUCAUCUACUGGCUCACGUUGAUGGCUUUCCGGAGAGCGACAUGCCGAAUUUUUCUCAGACGAUUGCUUGUCUGAGUUUUUUCCUGCAGGAGGUCAUGCACGGGCUCGACAACUACGAAUUCCUGCUGCACAUGCUCGCCGACAUCAAGCGAACCAGGGACGCGCUCUCUCCGGACUCCCGAAACGUCCAAAUGGUCGCGGAACUCUGCAUGCUGCUCGUCCAGCAACGCCCCACCUCCAACCUCUCCAAGACGAGCGUCCACGCCGGCGCCGUGUUCCUCCCGAAACAGCUGUUCCUGCUCCGCGCUCCCGACGAACAAGCGCCGAAACUCCUCCCCCUCGACGCGCGAUACCUCCCGGAAGACUUCAAGCUCUCGGACGCCAGGAGCAAGGCCGUCCUGGAUUCGCUGUCCUCCGACCGCGCGUCGAAGAAACGGUCCCGCGUCAACAGGACCCGCGGGUCCAACGAACCCGACGAAUCCAACGAGCCCGACACGUCUUUGACCCGCGGAUCCAACGGACCCGACGAAUCCAACGAGCCCGACGAAUCCAACGAGCCCGACGCGUCUUUGAAUUUGAGCGCCUCCGACGACGGCGAGGACUCCCUGGACGUCGCCGACCCCCGCGCGAGGCCCAUGUCCGAUCGCGGCACCGGCCCGGACGAAGAAGCCGACUUUUGA